Molecule: messenger RNA, 955 nt
Organism: Zophobas morio
Lineage: Eukaryota; Metazoa; Arthropoda; Insecta; Coleoptera; Tenebrionidae
Product: transmembrane reductase CYB561D2-like
Exons: 4
Coding region: 320-847 (175 amino acids)
Molecular function (GO): transmembrane monodehydroascorbate reductase activity; heme binding
Source: RefSeq, a predicted model, not a curated record
UUGGCUAUCAAAACAUCCAUGCGAGGUUGUCACAGAACAUGUCCCGAUUACUCUUGAUCUUGAACUUACAGAGAGGACGGGGAAUUCCACUUUGUUCAACAUAUCAACUACAAGACAUUUAGACAUUAACGUUUUGCAGAUUUUGUUCUUGUAUUUAGGUUUGUUGCAAUGUCUGAGAUAGGAUUGUUCUGUACAAAUUAAUGUUGUUAGUGUAGCCAUGUUGGAUUGCGAUUGUGAAUUACAUUUACUGAUUUUUAUGCCAUGUUAUUCUAUGUACUUCUGAGGGUGCCGCAUCCAAGUUUGGACAUGGGCAAUCAACAUGGAGAAUACUUUUUUAUAUAUGAUUCCACUAAUGACCGAAGCUCUAAUGUUGUUUCCAUCGGAUGAGUUGUGGACCACACAAACGACAAGAAGACAAAGAUACUGGAUACACGGGUGUUUAUUUCUUCUAGGAACUAUUUUAGUUAGUGCGGGGAACAUAGACACAUUUUACUUCUUAGAAGAUGGUUAUCACCUCUACACAAUACAUGGAAUAACGGGGUUGAUCUCCAUGAUUUUAUUUAUACUUUCCAUUUUCCUUGGACUUAUGGCAACUUACUCUCAAUAUUUAAAACAUUAUCUGCGUCCUGUUUGGUUCAAAUUGGCUCACAACUUUGUAGGUCUGCUUGGAUAUGUUGUGGGAGUAGUUAGUUUGUGUUAUGCGUAUUAUACAGACUGGUUUGUGUUCUACACAUCUAAAGAAUCUCGACUGAUUGCAUUAAUUGCAACAAUUUUGGGAACGCUGUGGACCAUAAACGGCUCACUCAUGUCAGCUUAUAGUCAAAUUAGAGCGUUACUCAAUUAUUAAAUUGCUGUAACAUUCUAUUUUCGUUUAUUUUAUUAUACUAAUAAUAAUAAUUGGUUAAAAGCUGAAACUGUAACAUUUUCUGAAGAUUAAAUAAACACUUUCCCCAAU